Molecule: messenger RNA, 909 nt
Organism: Ceutorhynchus assimilis (cabbage seed weevil)
Lineage: Eukaryota; Metazoa; Arthropoda; Insecta; Coleoptera; Curculionidae
Source: the annotation of a GenBank genome assembly
AUGGUUUUGACCUCGAAACUUUGCAACCUUUGUAAAACAAAUAUUGGUAAAAAGUUCAAAUUGCAGUGCGGAGUUUGUAAAAGUUAUUUCCAUCUCCAAUGCGGUAAUGUUACAGAAGUGGACGCCAGGAUCAUGCAAGCGGAAAAGACACCGUGGUCAUGCAAAAAUUGCAGUCCAACUCAGACCAGCAGUUCUUCGCGCCGAUCCCUCGGGUUUUCUCAGAAUGCCCCGCCCGCUGAAGAUCCGGAGCUAAAAUCGCUUAUCAAAGAGCUUCAGUUGGAGCUAAGGGAGAUUCGUAAGUCCAUGGAUUUUCUUAAUGAAAUGUACGAGGAAGAAAAAAAGCGCUCCAAUGUCCUGGUGGAUAUGGUAAAUGAAAUUUCUAAGGAAAACAAUGUACUGAAACAAGAAGUCAAUCAACUGAAAACCAUACUCAAUGUCAGGGAACAAGAUAACAUCAAAAACAAUAUUUGCGUUUCUGGCUUAAUUGCAAGUGAGGACGACAAGGACUCUACCGCUACUAAUCUGUCAAAACUGUUCAACGCCCUUAACGCCCCAGUCAGUGAGGCAGUUUUGAGUAACCUGAAUUAUUUAAAUACUAAAAACAGUGGCAUCAAAGUCAUCGUCACUCUCCCGACUACUGAACUAAAAAAACUUAUACUGGAAGCUCGCGCAAAGAAGGGAAAAUUAACUUUGAGGAACUGUGGCCUCGGUGAAGCAUCGACUCCGAUUUUCAUCAGCGAAGAUCUCACCAAACAAACCUACGCUUUAUUCAAAAGAGCCAAACUGCUCAAGGAGCAUGGGUAUAAAUACAUAUGGUACAGAAAUGGAAAUGUUCUAGCUCGCAAGGAUGAUGGACAGCCUGUUGUUGCCAUAAAGAAUGAAGCGGUUUUGGACGGUCUUUUAGGUUAG